Messenger RNA from Scophthalmus maximus (turbot), 1190 nucleotides. RefSeq lists its product as uncharacterized. The transcript is spliced from 2 exons. The record is from RefSeq and is a predicted model, not a curated record. Gene Ontology annotation, molecular function: DNA binding. NCBI's taxonomy places the organism in Eukaryota, Metazoa, Chordata, Actinopteri, Pleuronectiformes, Scophthalmidae. The coding region runs from base 471 to 1133 and encodes 220 amino acids. Gene Ontology annotation, biological process: regulation of transcription by RNA polymerase II. Gene Ontology annotation, cellular component: nucleus; transcription regulator complex.
ACGAGCAAACAGGAGCACGUGUCUGUAGAACACGCGGGUGUUCCACGUGUCUGUUGCGGACAGUUGUUGGAUUUUAGAUCCGCGCGAGGAGCAGCCCGGGCGGUGCGGCCGCGGCCGCGCGUGCCGUGCCGUGCUAGCGGAAGCAGCCGCUGCUCGCACCGCCUAGGCCGCGCUGCGCCGCAGGCUGCGCCGGGCGGGCGGCGCGGUCCGACUCCCGCGGCGCGACGCAGGAGGAGGAGGCCCCGCUCGGCGCGAAGGACCCGCGGUGAACACCGCGUGCCUCCCGUACACGCUCGCGACGUCUCGAGGAAGCGGCGGCGGCGGCGGCGGCGGCGGCGUCACGGAUAAACAUAGACCAGAGUCAGAACACACGUCCCCCCUGCCCUCGGUGCACGGCGGCAUGCUCAACGACGGAGCGGCGUGAACCACAGAAACGUCCCGCCGAUGAGUGCAAAAGAAAAUGGAAGAACAUGAGAGACCGAUAUUUGAAGGAAGUUCGAAUGGAGAUCAAGAGCAAGAAGCAAGGGGAGGUCGUUCAGAGCAGGUGGAAAUACAGGCAACUUAUGAAUUUUAUUGCACCCUUCACCGGAUCAAGAAGCGGAGUGGCAGAAAUGUGUGGCAACGACGACGACGACGACAAUCCUGACAAUGAAACUGGCAGCAUGGAGGGAGAAACCACAUCGUCCGAGGCGGUCAAGACACCGCAGUCCAUCAUGAAGGCCCCCGUGAGUCAACCUGACCUCAAGCCCCAGGUGGCGUUUGUGACACAGGUUCCGUCGAUGUCUCAAGACGCACAAAUGGCCAAGUUGCCAUCAAGCCCACAGAUCACCCCCAUCAGCAAAACUGGACGAAAGCGGCGGCUGAUUCAAGAGUCACUCUCACUGCUGACCUCUCAAAGUACGCAGUCGCCUGCGAAAUGGCUGCUCAAAGACAAUGGUGCCUCAUUUCCCGCCAGGCCACGGGACGAGGAUGAACUAUUUCUGCUGAGCUUUGUCCCUGCCUUGAAGCGACUUGCUCCACAGAAAAGAUGCGAGACAAAAAUAAGGAUCCAGCAGAUUAUGUAUGAAGCAGAAUUCAACAUCACACAGUCAGAGUCCCAAGAGAAACAGACAGAGCAAGAAACACAGGACUAAACCGAACUGACUUUUUGUACUUUAUUCUGUUUUCUAUAAACCUCUCCCACAAAAUGA